This is a messenger RNA of Colletotrichum lupini, 291 nucleotides long. RefSeq lists its product as uncharacterized. Bases 1 to 291 code for a protein of 96 amino acids. The transcript has 4 exons. The record is from RefSeq and is a predicted model, not a curated record. Lineage: Eukaryota; Fungi; Ascomycota; Sordariomycetes; Glomerellales; Glomerellaceae.
AUGACGGCCAGCGACGAAUCACGCCCUGGGCCUCCCAACCAAGAACAUUUGAUUGACGAGAAGCUUGCAGCAUUCCGUGAUUCCGCCAUAACCGUUCAACGCUCAGUAAAUGUAGAUUCCAUAUCUUCAUCUCAUGUCACGUUGACCACAAGUUUCAAUACUCAUAUUAAUGGAGAGAACAGCGCCAUGAACGCCCGUGGGGAAAAAGUAAUCAACGAGGUCGCUGAACCCAUCGUGAACCCCGUCCCUCCCAAAGUUUUCCACUUUCCUCCAAUCGAUUCGUCCCUAUAA